AUGCUCUUUCAACCGUUAUUUACCACGAUCUGCGUACUCCUUCUCGGCUUGCUAGCAACAAGCGCGACUAUAGGCAUUCGGCCGCAAAUUUCCGGGCUGGACAACACCCUCGGAGCUACGAUUCAGACGAUUAAGAAUACUAUACAACAGCUGCCGAUCCACGAUGCAGCGUCAGUAACCGUUCUUCCCCGGAGAUCCGAAGACGAAGAUCAUGACGCAAUACCCGGGCUCCACGAAACAACAAUAGACUGGAGAGAGGAUGGGUCUGAGUCUCUGAGACUGGAAGCAGAGCGUGAGGCUGGAUUUCUGCCGAGUUCUCAUAGUGAGAGUUAUGACUCGUUACCGCAGUUUUGGCCUUUGUUUAAAAUUUGUGUCGUUUCAGCAAUCGUAAUUUGUAUUCUUAAAAUAGCCCGGGACUUGAGGAGGUAG
This is a messenger RNA of Penicillium roqueforti, 429 nucleotides long. RefSeq lists its product as uncharacterized. The record is from RefSeq and is a predicted model, not a curated record. Lineage: Eukaryota; Fungi; Ascomycota; Eurotiomycetes; Eurotiales; Aspergillaceae. The transcript has 2 exons. The coding region runs from base 1 to 429 and encodes 142 amino acids.